Molecule: messenger RNA, 1467 nt
Organism: Miscanthus lutarioriparius
Lineage: Eukaryota; Viridiplantae; Streptophyta; Magnoliopsida; Poales; Poaceae
Source: the annotation of a GenBank genome assembly
AUGGAUGCUUACAUCAAGAAGCAUACAAGGUCUGCAGUUGUGGUAGUUCCUGAAGUUCAACAAGAUUCUGAAGAGGGUGAAGGUGAUGAAGUUACUGAAGUUGAACUAGAGAAAGUGCCUAGUUCUGGGACAAAGACCAAGCAGAAGCAAGCACAAGAAAAGAAGAAAAUAGCUCAAGCUUCCAUCGCUGCCUAUAUGGCUGCUGCUGGUUCAUCUAAACCAGCAAAUCAAAAGAACACCAAGUCAGUUGUUGCCAUGCUUCGGAAGACACCAGAAGAGAUAGUUUCAGAAAGGCACAAAUUCAAGACUUCUCAGCCUACUCUAGAGCAUUGCACAAAGAAAGAGAACAAACAAGUUGUUGAUGACCAUAUAGCUAAUUUCUUUUAUGAAAAUCAUAUACCAUUCAAUGUCAUUAACUCAAGAAGCUGGGAGAUUAUGCUUGAAUCAAUUGGACAGUAUGGACCUGGGUACCGCUCACCAUCCAUGCAUGAAAUUAGGGAGCCAUUGUUAGAUAGGGCUAUCAACAAGACAACAGAACUGAGAAAGAAGCAUGAGGAAGCUUGGAAAGAGUAUGGUUGCACUCUCAUGUCUGAUGGUUGGACAGAUACUAGCCAUCGUCAUCUAAUCAAUUUUCUUGCAAACAGUCCAGUAGGGACCUUCUUCCUAGGUUCAGUGGAUGCAUCAAGUGAGGUAGGUGAUAAGGAUAUGCUAGCAGAUUUGUUGGAGAGGCAAAUUGACAAGAUUGGAAGGGAAUAUGUGGUGCAGGUUGUCACAGACAAUGGGUCCAACUUCAAGGCAGCGGGAAUGAUUUUAAUGGACAGGAUCCCGUACUUGUUUUGGACACCUUGUGCUGCCCAUUGCCUGAAUUUGCUGCUUAUGUAUAAAAAUAAGAAUGGCUUGAGAGCUUUAGUUGUCAGCGAGGAAUGGCACAAUAAUCCCCUAUCUUUGUCUACUGAAGGCAAACGAGUUGAGGAUAUUAUCUUGUUUGCGCCAUUUUGGACUAAAUUGGAAUAUUGCUUGAAAGCUUCACAGCCACUUCUCAUUGCUCUACGGAUUGUAGAUGGAGAUGAGACAUCAGCAGCUCCUGAGAUCACUGCAGCUAUGGAUGUUGCAAAAAACACCAUAAAAGAAUCUCUAAAAGAUAAACCCAAUUUACUUGCCGAGGUAAUGGUGUUAUAUGAUAAGAGGUGGGAAACCCAAAUGGAGCAAAAGCUAUAUGGGGCAGCCCUUUUCUUGAAUCCAAGCAAGUUCUUUGCCAUAAGGGAGAAAGAUAAGAGACAAGCUGGAAGGUUAAGAGGCAUGUUCAAUCAAGUUCUAUGGAAAAUAUUGACUGAUGACGAUGUGUCAACCAAGAUUUCGCAGCAAGCUGAUGACUAUGAACAAUCCGAAGACGAAGGCUUCUCAAUGCGUUUAGCUAUAAGGGAUAGAGAGAAAAAGAACCCUAAUCCACACCAAAAAGAGGAAUAG